AUGGUGGAGCACAGCGGUCUGGACAUCAUGAACAAACACAGUCCCAGUUCUUCCUCAGGCUCGUCCGCGGACUCCGAAAAGAAACUUUUGUCCAAGUUGAAGGUGAGUUUGACCAAGAAGUUCCCGCAGAAGAACGCCGAGACGCUGAGCGCGCAGUACGGGACCAACCUGCUGCUGAUCGGCGUGUCCGUGAUGCUCGCGCUGGCCCAGCACGGUCCGGUGGUGCGGGAGGAACACCUGCUGACCUUCAUCACGGUGCUGAUGCUCGUGCAGCUCGUGUGGAUGCUCUGCUACAUGAUCCGGCGGGAGCGCGAGCGCAGUCCGUUACCGGAGAGAGACGCGCACGCGGGGACCAGCUGGAUACGAGGCGGGUUGACGAUGUUGGCGUUACUGUCGCUCAUCAUGGACGCGUUUCGCAUUGGAUAUUUUGUAGGAUAUCACUCCUGCAUCUCUGCUGUGCUCGGAGUUUAUCCUAUCAUCCACGCGCUGCACACCAUCUCUCAGGUGCAUUUCCUGUGGUGCCACAUCAAAGAUGUUAUCAAGAAAUAUGAAACAUUUGAAAGGUUUGGUGUGAUUCACGCCGUCUUCACGAAUCUGCUGCUGUGGUGUAACGGUGUGAUGUCAGAGGCCGAACAUUUCCUCAACAACCACCGGAGACGCUUAACUGCACUGGGCUACGUUAAUCUCACCACAGUGGAAGCGGAACCUCAGUGUAACUGCAGCACGAGCGUUUGCUCCAUGUUCUCCACAAGUCUCUACUAUCUGUACCCCUUCAACAUCGAGUAUCACAUCUUUGUGUCAGCCAUGCUGUUUGUCAUGUGGAAGAACAUCGGACGCACUCUCGACCACCACACCAACCACAAACGGCCCACCACACGGAGCUCGGGUCUGCUGCUCGGCCCUGUUCUAGGUCUGCUGGCGCUCGCCAGCUCCAUCACGGUUCUGGUGGUGUACCUCAUCCACGUGGAGAAGUCGGUGGAGAUGCGCCAGGCGGCCAUCUCCAUGUUCUACUGCUACGGCGUGGUGAUGCUGGCGUGCAUGUGUGGAGCCAGUGGCGCCGGUCUGCUCAUUUACCGGGUGGAGGACUGGCCCAUGGACACGGGUCAGAACCCGUCCCGCAAGCUGGACUCCGAACUGCUGCUGGGCUCCUCGCUGGGCUCGUGGCUGAUGUCGUGGUGCAGCGUGGUGGCGGUGGCGGCAGGACAGAGCUCUCAGAGUUACCGCUGGACGUGUCUGGCGUACUCGCUGCUGCUGGUGCUGGAGAAGUGCGUUCAGAACCUCUUCAUCGUGGAGUCGCUGUACCGCAGGCGCAGAGAUCCAUCUGGGAAUGAAGACCAAAGUCCUGCCACGGUGCCCGAGAUCUUCUCUGUGGCGGCAUCGAUGGUUCCGCCGUAUGACGGCAUCAUAAACCGCACAUACGAGACGCAGGACAAACGCUCUCUGGAGGGGGAGCUGCCCGAGAACAGACAGGUGUACAGCAGGAAGCACUCGGAGGUUUCACUUCCUGUGGGACACAGACUCCAUGUGACGCCUGGCAAGAAGAGGCAGAUCCUGAAGAACAUCACCAGCUUCCUCUUCAUGUGCAACAUCUCCCUGUGGAUUCUUCCCGCCUUCGGCUGUCGGCCGCAGUAUGAGAAUGAUUUAGAACAGGAGAUAUUCGGCUUCGGCGUUUGGACGACGGUGUUGAACGUCGCGAUACCCAUGAACCUCUUCUACAGAAUGCACUCGGUGGCGUCUCUCUUUGAGGUCUUCAGGAAGGUUUGA
Molecule: messenger RNA, 1764 nt
Organism: Xyrauchen texanus (razorback sucker)
Lineage: Eukaryota; Metazoa; Chordata; Actinopteri; Cypriniformes; Catostomidae
Gene: otop1
Product: otopetrin 1
Exons: 6
Coding region: 1-1764 (587 amino acids)
Biological process (GO): proton transmembrane transport; inner ear morphogenesis
Cellular component (GO): membrane
Molecular function (GO): proton channel activity
Source: RefSeq, a predicted model, not a curated record